This is a messenger RNA of Lepisosteus oculatus (spotted gar), 5230 nucleotides long. It is a transcript of the gene abcc12, whose product is annotated as ATP-binding cassette, sub-family C (CFTR/MRP), member 12. Gene Ontology annotation, molecular function: ATP binding; ABC-type transporter activity; ATP hydrolysis activity. NCBI's taxonomy places the organism in Eukaryota, Metazoa, Chordata, Actinopteri, Semionotiformes, Lepisosteidae. The record is from RefSeq and is a predicted model, not a curated record. Gene Ontology annotation, biological process: transmembrane transport. Gene Ontology annotation, cellular component: membrane.
UUAAAUUAUGUAACACUACCAGCACAUGGCUUUGCUAUGUUAGAGACAGAUAUAAGCUUAGAUUUACUUUCAAACACCACAAGGAAAUCUGAUGGUGAGGUUUUUUUUUGCUUCUGUUACGCACAGGCACAAGUGAAAAUGUAUUCACAGAAUAUAUCGAAUGCAAUUGACAAGUCUUCUACCCAUUCUGAUGUCAGAGGGAUUUCCUUUAAAAUGAAGCCAGACAGUAAACCAUGGCACAUGGAAACUAAUGGAAGUGUAACUUCGACUCCACAUCUUUUGCCAUCUCUGGAUUACGAAGAAUAUGAGCAGACCCCCAAGGCGCACAAGUACCAUUCGGCUUUGCAGACCCUGAUUCCUUUCCGGUCACAGUCGAUGUCUUCACACCCUAUAGAUGACGCUGGUUUCUUUUCAUUUACUACGUUUUCAUGGCUUACUUCUCUUUUAUGGAAAGUGUUCAGAAACAAGGUAGAUGUGGAAAAUGUAUCUUCUUUAUCAGCAUAUGACUGCACAGAUGUUAAUGCUAAAAGAUUUUGGAGGCUUUGGAAUGAAGAAGUUGGAAGAGUUGGUAUUGAAAAGGCCUCCCUGGAGCGUGUGGCUUUCCGUUUUCAAAGAACACGAAUGCUAGUUGCUUUUUUGUCAUCUCUUGUGUUCGUUACUGCUGCCUUCCUAGGGCCGUCGGUUCUUGUUUACAGUAUUCUCCAGUACAUCGAGUCAUCCGAAUCCAAUGUCCUGUAUGGAGUUGGCCUUUGUGCGGCGCUUUUUACCUCAGAGUUCUGCAAAGCAUUUUUUGUAUCACUGACCUGGGCUAUUAAUAUACGGACAGGAAUCAGGCUUAAAAAUGCAUUUUCUGCUGUGGCGUUCGAGAAAAUCAUUUCUCUGAGGACACUUAAUGACAUUUCUGUUGGAGAGGUGAUCAAUGUCCUUUCUAACGAUGGCUAUCGAAUAUUCGAUGCUAUAAUUUUCUGCACCUUCAUACUUUGUAUACCAGUCUUGCUGAUUAUCUGCAUUGUAUAUGCCUGCUACGUUCUUGGAUAUACUGCACUUUUUGGAGUCUUAGUAUAUAUGGUCUUCAUUCCUAUACAGUUUGCGAUGGCCAGGAUGAUAAAUGUUGUCAGGAGGCGCGCGAUAACCAUUACAGACACAAGAGUACGAACCAUGAAUGAAGUGCUAACUUGCAUUAAACUUAUUAAAAUGUAUGCUUGGGAGAAUUCAUUUGAAAAACACAUUUCUGAUGUAAGAAGAGAAGAAAGAAGCGUUUUAGAGAAAGCAGGAUAUAUUCAGAGUGUCAAUUCUUCUGUCACAAUCAUUAUUCCAACACUGUCCACAAUUGUCACUUUUGUUGCUCACACAGCUCUUGGCCUGAAUUUGACUUCUUCAUCUGCCUUUACUGUGACUGCCAUUUUCAACUCAAUGAGGUUCACUCUUGGCCUCCUUCCAUUCUCUGUAAAGGCUUUGGCAGAAGCCAAAGUUUCUCUAGCCCGGUUAAAGAAAAUUCUCCUUCUUGAAAAUCCAGAACAAUAUGUGACUCAGUCACAGGGUUCCCCCAAUGCUUUAGUCAUAGAGAAAGCAACUCUCUCCUGGGGUCGCCCUACAGAGAGUAAUGAAUCUACACGGGCCGCAGCGAAUGGGCUCAGAGGUAAGGAAAAUGAGCCAGAGGCUUCGGAGAGUGAACAAGAUACAAAUCUACCCGGAAAGGCAAAAAACAGACCAACUCUGAAAAACAUUACCCUUACAUUACAGAAGGGAAAGCUGCUUGGAAUUUGUGGAAAUGUAGGCAGUGGAAAAAGUUCAUUGAUUUCAUGCAUACUCGGACAGAUGCACCUGUAUCAUGGAUCUGUGGCAGUAGAUGGAACUUUUGCUUAUGUCUCUCAGCAAGCCUGGAUAUUUCAUGGAAGUGUUCGUGACAAUAUUCUCAUGGAAGAGAAAUUUGAUAAAAAGAGAUAUGACAACGUUCUUAGUGCCUGCUGUCUUAAGCCUGACUUAGCGAUUCUUCCCUAUGGAGACAUGACUGAGAUUGGUGAAAGGGGGAUAAAUCUUUCAGGUGGUCAAAAGCAGAGGGUAAGCCUUGCCCGAGCUGUCUAUUCCAACAGGAACGUCUUCCUACUGGACGACCCACUUUCAGCCGUUGAUGCCCAUGUUGGGAAACACAUAUUUGAAGAAUGUAUCAAGAAGGAACUUAGAGGAAAAUCUGUCAUUCUCGUGACUCAUCAGCUGCAGUACCUGGAGUUCUGUGAUGAGGUCCUAUUGCUUGAAAAUGGAGAAGUGAAAGAAAUGGGAACACACAAAAGCUUGAUGGAUGCGCAAAGCAAAUAUUCACAACUUAUAAAGAAUUUCCAACAGUCAGAUGAUUCUAAUGAUGUAGAUCGUGAAGAACCAGCACCUAUCUCACAAGAAGAGGACUCUGGUCACGUGGCCAAAGGAAUAGAAAAUCCAGCUUUUGAUAUGUCAGAUGAGAAGAUGGAACCUGAUGAGCACAAUAACGAUAUCAGCACACACACUGAAAAUGAAAUGAAGGACCAACUUGUUAAAGGGGAAGUAAAACAAGAAGGUUCUGUUACCUGGAAGGCCUAUCAUCAUUACGCUAAAUCCUCUGGAGGAUAUAUUGUGACCUUUUGUGUUUUGCUGCUAUUCAUCUUGAUUGUUGGAGUAACAACAUUUAGCAGCUGGUGGCUGAGUUUUUGGCUAGAACAAGGAUCUGGGUUGCAGAAUAACUCUUCAUCUGCAAAUCAUUCUGACAAGAUAAACUCUACAAGAGAUGUGGGCAAUAUUACAGAAAACCCAGACCUUCAUUUCUACCAAUUGGUAUAUGGAAUGACCAUAGUAGCAAUGGUUGUGCUGAGUGUCAUCAAAGGAUCUUCAUUCACAAAAACAACUCUGAGAGCAUCUUCAAAUCUCCAUGACAAAAUGUUCCGCAGGAUCAUUCACAGCCCAAUGAGUUUCUUUGAUACAACACCAACUGGAAGGAUGAUAAACAGAUUUUCCAAAGACUUGGAUGAGAUUGAUGUUGGGCUACCCUUCAAUACUGAGAACUUUAUACAGUUCACUCUUCAAGUCUUAUUUACCAUUGUCACCAUCUCAGCUGUGUUUCCUGCACUCCUCAUUGCAGUGGUCAUUUUGAUCAUUAUCUUUGUGGUCAUUCUAUCCAUUUUCAUGAGAAGCAUUAGAGGGCUGAAAAGGAUGGAGAACAUUAGUAGAUCUCCUUGGUUUUCUCAUACUACAUCUACCAUUCAAGGACUCAGCACCAUCCAUGCCUACCAAAAGGAAGAACACUACAUAACAAAGUUUAAGGUGUUGAGUGACACAAAUUCUAGUCACUUCAUGCUGUUCAACUGUGGCUCAAGAUGGCUUUCUUUUAGGCUGGACUUUCUAACUACUACAGUUACUCUACUGGUUGCGCUAUUUGUAGUUUUAAGUCCUCCAUCAAUUAGCCCAGCCUUAAAAGGUCUAGCUCUCUCAUACACUAUCCAGUUGACUGGAAUGCUGCAGUUUUGUGUGCGAUUAGGAACAGAAUUAGAAGCAAAAUUCACUUCUGUUGAGAGAAUGUUGGAAUAUAUCCUGGGAACUGUCUCAGAGGCACCCAGGAAGAUUAAGAAUGCAAAUAUCCCAGAGGGCUGGCCUCAAAAUGGUGCAAUUACUUUUAAUGACUACUGCAUGAAAUACAGAGAGAACACUCCAGUUGUGCUAGAUGGAUUAAAAUUAAAAAUUAAACCAAUGGAAAAAGUUGGUAUUGUUGGAAGAACAGGUUCUGGGAAAUCGUCUCUUGUUGUUGCUCUGUUUCGACUAGUUGAGCCAGCCUCUGGAACAAUCCUAAUUGAUGAUGUGGAUAUUAACACUAUUGGUUUGGAAGAUCUGAGAAGUAAACUGGCAGUAAUACCCCAGGAUCCAGUGCUUUUCACUGGUACUGUAAGGUAUAAUCUGGAUCCCUUUAACAAUUACACUGACAGAGACAUCUGGAAGGCCCUUGAAAACACAUAUAUGAAAGACAGUAUCUCUAAGCUACCCAAGAAGCUGGAAUCUGUGGUGGUUGAAAAUGGAGAAAAUUUCUCUGUGGGUGAAAGGCAGCUGUUGUGUAUGGCUAGAGCCCUCCUCAGAAACUCAAAGAUAAUUCUACUGGAUGAGGCCACAGCUUCCAUCGACUCCGAGACUGACGCUCUGAUUCAGCACACUAUCCGUGAAGCAUUUCAGGACUGCACUAUGUUGACCAUCGCUCACCGCAUUAACACUGUGCUAGAGUGUGACAAGAUCCUUGUCAUGGAAAAUGGAAAGGCCGUUGAAUUCGACAGGCCAGACAUCUUGCUGCAGAGGCCGGAUUCAUUAUUUGCAUCACUUCUCUCGGCUGCCAACAGAGUGGAGACGUGAGAGGGGUUGAGAAUGUAGCUGCACUGCUGCACUCCUUGGUGACUUUCAACACCUAAAGGCACUUACAGUAUGUCCAUUUUGUAGAGGCUUUGUCUCUUAUAGUUCUAAAGCUAACAGAAAGAAUAACUUAUCUUCAUUCAAUAACUCUAUUUUGUCAUGUGUCCAUCUGCAUUCUCUUUAAGGGCAGAGAAAGACAUGGGACACAAAAAGAUAUUAUGUUACAUUAAUUGCAAACACCAUUAAUGUAUAUAAGACAGGAUCAGCCCCUGUAAUGAAAAACAAUAUUCUUCAUGAGGAAACCUCUUAUUCUCUAAUACCCUUUGAAACUGUAAACAGAAAAAAAGAACUGACCUUGCAUGUGCUGCUUAUUUUGUUCAUGUUACUGAUUCUCUUAGCAGCUGGUAUCUGCUAAAGCUGGUGGUAUUAAAAUGAUUAUAAUCAUUAUAACAGGAUAUGUUAAUAUAUUUUAAGUGUCCAUGUAAAUAUGCAAAAGAUUAAGAUAAAGGUUUUACUUCACUCUGCAUGUUUGCCCUUCAAUUCUGAAACGCCAUUAUAUUAUUUUCUUAUUUCUCAACUGUUGCAUGAAUAUAGUUCCUAUGAAUUUGUUAGAUUGCAGCUGGUCAGCACUGUUUAAGGUACUCAGUAAUAUACUGCAUUUUCAAAGAUGAAACAGUUUUUUAUUAAUAUAUAACUAUUACUAUUACUAUAAUAUAUUUAUAAACUACUAGAGUAACAAUGUCAUUUGAAAGCUGUAUGUACGGGUGUGGUGUAUGGAUUUUCAAGAUUUUUUCAUGUAUUUUGAAAUAAGUAGCUAUUGUACACAAUUCUACUUAAUUUAAAUUCAAAAUAAACUAGCAGUUCAAAUAUU